ACAUUGCACAGUAGUGGUCGAGGGCAGUUUCCCCCACCGGUGCGAUCCACGUCGCUGCUCCUCUUGACAUCAAACUCCUCAUCGGCACCACUGAAGCAAAGAGCUGGGAGAUUUUUGAUUCAUCGACUGAUUUUCUCGGUGCGGAAAUCCAGCGCGUUCCUCCACUAUUUGUAUCCCAGCAACCGGAUGAAUGGAGCUCUUGAACAAACGCCACCGGCAUCAUCCUUCAUUGAUUCAUUUAACUCGAGCGACUGCACAAUAAACACACGCCCGCCUGUAUAAACCGAGACUUUAAACUUCACCAAAAGGCGACUGCGUGCGCUCAUCCAUGGAGUUUGACACGCAUGGUUCGGCUUUGCGCAUGCGCACAACUAGGUCCCCGCCCCCUACCUGAGAGCGGCGCACCUGGAUCCAACGAGACGGAAGUUUGGUCAAGUCCAAAUCUUUUUAGGGUUUUUUUUUCCUCUCUCUCUACCCGACCAAAACCAACUUCUCCUUCGCGUCGGUGUAGGCAGCGACGCGUAACCCGUUCGGAAGGAGACAUGAAUUCGGUCCUUGUGUUUUUGUUGGAGUCGAUUUGGGAGCUUUUUUUUAUCGCACGUCUGGCUCCCUGACUCAUGUUGGGACUGCAGUUUAAACCCAGCCUGGGUCUCCAUCCAAGAAGAAUGACAAUACUGCGCCGAGUGUUCCGACGACGACUGCAUCCUCUGAAACUUGUCAUAGCAGCACUGGUCUUUGUCACGUUUGUGUUCUUGAUACAAUGGGAAGUGGAGAGCCGAAGUCAACGGGAGGACCCGUGGCUAAAGGAGAUCAAAGAGAAGCAGGAUACCAUGCUGGGCAUGGUGAUGGGAGCGGUUAAUAACUUCAGGGACGCCAUGCCCAAGUUGCAAAUUAGAGCCCCCAUACGUCAGAAGCACAGUGCAAACGGCGCGUCCUGCUUGCCGGGUCACUACACAGCCGCCGAGCUCAAACCGGCCUUGGAGAGGCCUCCACAGAACCCACUGGCGCCCGGCGCCGCUGGCAAGCCCUUUCGCACGGACUCGCUGAGCCCCGCAGAACAGAAGGAAAAAGAGACGGGCGAGCAGAAGCACUGCUUCAAUCUGUAUGCCAGCGAUCGCAUCUCCCUGAGCCGAGACCUGGGCGCCGACACGAGACCACCAGAAUGUAUUGAGCAAACCUUCAAGCGAUGCCCUCGCUUGCCAACCACCAGCGUGAUAAUCGUCUUUCACAAUGAGGCCUGGAGCACCCUGCUCAGGACGGUGUACAGCGUCCUGCAUACAUCCCCCGCCAUUCUCCUCAAGGAGAUUAUCCUGGUGGACGACGCCAGCGCUGAUGAUGUGCUUAAGGACGAGUUGGACGAGUAUCUGAAAGCUCUCAGUAUUGUCCGGGUCGUCCGGCAAAUAGAGAGGAAAGGGCUGAUUACUGCUCGGUUACUGGGCGCGUCUGUGGCUACCGGUGACACACUCACCUUUCUGGAUGCCCAUUGCGAAUGCUUUCACGGCUGGCUGGAGCCGCUGCUUGCCAGGAUUGCGGAGAACUCGACUGCCGUGGUCAGUCCUGACAUAUCAACCAUUGACCUCAACACCUUUGAGUUCAUGAAGCCGUCCCCGUCCGGCCAGAACCACAACCGGGGCAACUUUGACUGGGGCUUGUCCUUUGGAUGGGAGAGUCUUCCGGAUCAUGAGAAAAACAGGAGGAAGGAUGAAACGUACCCAAUUAAGACGCCCACUUUUGCCGGCGGGCUGUUCUCCAUCUCCAAGGAAUAUUUCUACCACAUUGGAAGCUAUGAUGAGCAAAUGGAAAUCUGGGGCGGCGAGAAUAUUGAAAUGUCUUUCAGGGUCUGGCAGUGCGGCGGGCAGCUGGAGAUCAUCCCGUGCUCCGUCGUGGGCCACGUUUUCCGCACCAAGAGUCCCCACACUUUUCCCAAGGGCACGCAGGUCAUCGCCCGCAACCAGGUCCGACUGGCCGAGGUCUGGAUGGACGAGUAUAAGGAGAUCUUCUACCGUCGUAACCAGCAAGCGGGACAGAUGGCCAAAGAUAAAACCUUUGGGGAUGUCUCGAAGCGCGUCGAGCUCCGUGGGCGGCUGCAGUGCAAGAGCUUCUCCUGGUAUUUGAAGAACGUCUAUCCAGAGGUCUUCAUGCCCGAUCUGAACCCCCUGCGCUUUGGCGCGGUGAAAAAUGUGGGCAAGGACUCUUGUCUGGACGCCGGCGAGAACAAUGACGGGGGCAAACAGCUGAUCAUGUACCCAUGUCAUGGACUGGGAGGGAACCAGUAUUUUGAGUUCUCCACGCAUCAUGAGAUCCGACACAACAUUCAGAAGGAGCUGUGUUUGCACGGGGUGCAGGGGCCCGUCAAGCUGGAGGCCUGCCAGUAUAAAGGCAGGAACACGGCGGUAGGACCAGAGCAAAAGUGGCAGAUGCAGGAUAACCAGUUAAUCUACCUGCCGAGAAGCAACAUGUGUCUGAGUGCCCGCUUUGAGCAUCCCGCCCUCACUCCAUGCGACCCUUCAGACAGAUACCAGCUUUGGGCCUUUAUCUGACUGCGGACCUCUUGAGUAUCCCUUUUUUUUAUAUAUAGAUUCCUGACUGCAAUGACUUUUUAAUUUAUUUUUAACACAUGAAAACAGAACUGUCGCUGCUUCAAAGUCUGAAUGUCGGGCGAAAGCACGUCGGGGGCCACCGUGGGGAGGAAACGUUUUGGACACGUUGCCUCCGAGCACAGUGUGUACUCAAAGAUGCUCGGAAUCAUGAAGGUGCACUGAGCUGACUGGUGCCUGUGUUUUUUUUUUUUUUUUUUAAUCAAAUGUACGGACAAAAGUAUUGGGACACAUGGCCAUUAAACAUACUGAAUUUAGGCCAAAAGCUUCCACUCUCCUGGAAGAUUUUUGACCAGAUUGUCAAUUUCUUUCACUUUAAACCAUCUUUUCAGGCCUUGAUGGAUCUGCGCAAAGUUGUUCCCACUAAAUUGGAAGCAGGGUUAAGAUAAAGUUGAACAUUUAGGAAUCCAUUGAUACCUUAGAGCUGUGCCCCAAGACUUUCGUCCCUACGUGUAGUUUCACUUCUCCUCGUAUGAGUAUUGUCACGUGCUGUAUUGCACCUACGUGAAGCCAACAUUGAAUCGAAUAUCUAUUAAAUGAUAAAAUAACACUGAAAACAUAAACAAACGCCUUACAAUUAGCGCACCAAAGACACUGACUCAAAAAACGGAAACACAAACGUGAGCACAGUCCUUCAAAGAACCAACCUAUUUUUAAGACCGCUUUCAUCCAGUGCCUUAAAUGCCAUUUUAUUCUAUACGAGGUGAGGGAAAAGGUGAUCUACUGCAUGAGUGUGCGGGGAGUACCGUUGUUGCGGGGGUCGUCAUUGUUUUCUUGGUAUGAAGUUGGCUGCCUCUGAAACGCCCUGAUGCAAAUGCCGCAAUGCUUAGCUGCCAAUGUGUACUUCAAUUUGACGGACACAUCUGAUGACCAACACGCUGUGCUGUAAAAGAGGCCAAACUCCUUUGUGCUAGUUAUCCUAAAUACUGCAAACUUGACCAGCCUUACUGUGUGGUUUUCAUGUCAAACUGGGGGGGAACUUGGAAAAAUAAAUAUGUGCAGCCAUU
This is a messenger RNA of Hippocampus comes (tiger tail seahorse), 3604 nucleotides long. RefSeq names its product UDP-N-acetyl-alpha-D-galactosamine:polypeptide N-acetylgalactosaminyltransferase 3 (GalNAc-T3) (gene galnt3). Lineage: Eukaryota; Metazoa; Chordata; Actinopteri; Syngnathiformes; Syngnathidae. The transcript is spliced from 13 exons. The record is from RefSeq and is a predicted model, not a curated record. Gene Ontology annotation, cellular component: Golgi apparatus. Gene Ontology annotation, molecular function: polypeptide N-acetylgalactosaminyltransferase activity. Bases 618 to 2540 code for a protein of 640 amino acids. Gene Ontology annotation, biological process: protein O-linked glycosylation.